Molecule: messenger RNA, 1796 nt
Organism: Chara braunii
Lineage: Eukaryota; Viridiplantae; Streptophyta; Charophyceae; Charales; Characeae
Source: the annotation of a GenBank genome assembly
GCUGUGUUCCUGGCCACAAUUUAUCUCUGAGCGUUGUGUGGGCUCAAUCGAGCCAAGUGGGAAGGAAUGUAAAUGAGUCGUUUCGAGGCUCACCCAUGCGCGCUUGGGAGACUAUCAAGAGCACACACACACCAGAUGAAGCAGCUUGGCAUGACACUGUUCAGGAAAUGCUUCAGGCGAUCCAAGAGAAGCAGAGCUCAGAGGAUCUGACCACGUCCUUGUCGCCUUUAGAGGCCUUAACUCAGUUAGUGCAAUCAGGGUUCUCUAAUGUUGAUUCCAUGCCUCUUACCAAGGUGGUCAUGGCAAGGCAGACGGCACUCACACUGGAAGACGCCGUUGAUCCUUUCUUACUGCUGGAGCUUAUGAAGCACAAGGAUCCAAGUGCUUAUCAGUUCUGUAUUCAAGUCCCCAGUGGCAAAGCAUUCAUGGGGAGCACGCCAGAACGUCUUUUUGUGAGGGAGAACCUUGCCUGCACAAGUGAAGCAGUUGCAGCAACAAGAGCUGUCACUGGCAAUGACAAAGAAGACCUGGAGUUAGCGUUGGAGUUUCUCUUCAGUCAGAAGGAUCAUAAUGAGUUCGCAAUCGUCAGAGAGACUGUACGCUCCAGCAUGGAGAGAGUGUGUAAAUCUGUUAGUGUGGAGGAACACAAGAAAGUUUUGAAGCAGGAAUGGGUUCAACAUCUUUAUGGACGAUUGAAUGGCACACUCCAUGACAAACAAGGAGAGUUCAAACUUCUGAUGGAGCUUCAUCCUACUGCAGCUGUUUGUGGCCAUCCUAAACAUGUGGCUUUUCAAUCAAUCCAAGAGAGCGAACCAUUUGACAGGGGGAUGUUUGCAGGCCCAGUAGGGUACUUCGGAGGUUACCGGACAGAAUUUGCAGUGGGAAUACGGUCAGCCCUUAUUGUCAAUGGCCUGGUAACCACAUUGGAUGAGAGCAAUCAAUCCACAUAUGAGUUGCAGGACAUUAGUCAAGCCCAGGAAACUGCUGAACAUGAUGAUCACUCUGUCAAUUCGGCCAAAAUUGCCUCAAACGCCUCACAAGAACCACAAGCUUCUGUGGCGGAUGGCAGCACCAGCAAAGACAAGGGGAAUCAAGCAAUUUUGUAUGCUGGCGUAGGAGUGGUGCAAGGUUCUGAUGCCGCCUCUGAAUGGAAAGAACUUGAUCUCAAGAUUAGCCAGUUUCAAGCUUUGCUUGCCCCAGUGAGACCCUUGGAAGACAGUGUGAAUGUGAAUGAGCUGUGGGCGCGGAUGAUCAUUGAAGAAUGUGUCCGUUUGGGGAUUACGUACUUUUGCAUUUCUCCUGGUUCAAGGUCAACACCAUUGGCAGCUGCUGCUAUAUCUCAUCCUCAUGUGAACUCAAUCAUUUGUAUUGACGAGAGAUCGUUGGCAUUCCAUGCAAUCGGCUAUGGACGCGCAAGGAACAUUCCAGCAGUGGUCAUAGUGACUUCAGGAACUGCUGUUGCCAAUCUAUAUCCUGCUGUAGGUCCUAGACGUUGGGGAACCUCCUCCUCCGAUAGCCACCAGCCGAUUGUUUUCUUCCAGUUAAUCUUCAUUUCUGAUGUCAGUCUGAACGCUUCCAUUGCUCUUACUAACACGCUGAACGACGAAUUUGAAGCUCUUAUGAGGACCGUGAGAUCGUCUGCAAACAUUAUUACCGUCGGGAACUAUAAGUGGUAAGAGAAAAGGCUUCCCCAACGUGUUUGAGUUUUGCUUCCUUCUUGAUUGUUUCUAUAAUCCAUUUUCUCUUCUCUGCCGGCAUGAGAUCUGCUCCGUUGCAAGUAAAAUUGAAAACCACUC